UUGCUACAUUUACUGCAUCCCAUGAGACUGGUCUUAUUUAAUGACUACUUCGGCGCAGUCGAGGGCUGUGUGCUCGCGCUCUUGUCCGAAUUCUCUAUGACUGUUCUGAUUACUCUGGGCAGAGUAUAAUAUCAUGGUCGAUACAGCACCAGCGCCGGCGUCGGCCGCCUUCAAUAACUCGACAAACUCCGGACUCCAGCUGGGCCAGAACUAUGGCUCAAUGGAAGCGUCGUUCUACAGCGAUGCCAUCCAACAGGUCACAAUCGCAGCUGGAGCUUCCGUCUACAUGGGGGAGAAACAGACGGUCGAAGAGAAACUGCUCGACGCCCUGGUUGCAGGCGAUCCCGGUGACCGGCACGAUAUCGCUCGCGCGUUCCCUGGAACAUGCGAAUGGAUUUUCGAGUGCGCCGCCUUUCAGAACUGGAUACAAACCAGUCCCCCAACGACCACGCCGUUGUACAUUCGCGGAAUUCCCGGCAGCGGCAAGACGGUACUGCUGAAGUUCCUCACAAAGGCCAUUCAAACCAGUCUGCGUUCUAGCGCCAACCCCCAGUCGCCUGCACUGACCGAGGACGUGAUCCUGAGCCCGGAGGUGGGAACGCCCGGGAAGACGAUCGCGGUGGCUUGUUUUUGCGAUGAUAAGAACGAGCAUCGGAAGGCUCAGAUCUGGGUGCUCCGUACGUUGCUAUACAAGUUACUGCAUCAAAACAGGGGUUUGAUUAAAUAUGCGCUUCAGCAUGUGCAAAACCUCGAAGACCUCCGAGGGGCAUCCAGCGGAAGCACGGUCGAGGUGGACGAAUUCCAUUCCCGCGAUGUCCUUCUCAGAAUCAUUGAAGACAUUGUGACAGAUCCUGAUCUGGAAGUGUUGUAUUUUGUCGUCGAUGGUUUGGAUCAAUGCGGACAUUUCAUCUCUCCUAUUCUUCGAAUAAUGAGCGACUUGUCCACCAGAAUCAGCAAGAAGGCAAAUGAGCUGGGCAGAAAGUUCACUUUCCGGUGCAUCAUCUCGGACCGGGGCAGCGCCAUCGUCUCUGAUAAGAUGCUUCCUGAGUUUACGGUGAACAUGCCCGAGGGUAAUCAGGAGGAUAUUGGGCAAGUUGCAGAGAGGAGGGUCCGACGCAUCCAGGAAUAUCGGAAGUUCCCGGAUAGGCUUCGCGAGGAUAUUACGGAUCAGUUAAAAGAAAGCUCGAAGGGCAUGUUCAUGUGGCUGUCGCUUGUCUUGGAUGACCUAUCUACGUGGGAGGGAGUCUGGACUGAGGCCAGGGUCAAGGAAAGACUCCACAGCAUUCCCUCUGACGUCGAGGCCUUCUACAGUGCCAUCUUGGGGCGGCAGUCGCGGGACGUAGUGGGUCGAUUGCGAACAUUGCUUAUGUGGGUCUAUUUCGCCUGUCGUCCGUUGACCUUGCAAGAGUUGGAUGUGAUCCUGACGCUUCAGGAGGGCAAAGAGUAUACUGGUGGAAACGCCUCUGAAGAAGAUACUCAGGCCUUGCGGCAUAGUAUCGAGGGCAGCUGGGGCACGCUCUUUGCUGUGCGAAGUAAUGCUGUCUACCUGAGUCACCAGUCUGUCAAAGACUUCUUACACCAUGUUUUCAGCGAGGAUGGCGCUAAGGACUACCCCCGGUUUGGGAUGAGCCAGUCAGAGGCUCACCGUCAGAUGGCCUCUUCGUGUCUGACGUAUCUGCGGUUCGACGAGAUCCAACGACAUCAGGUGCCCAAGCCGCCGGUCGACAAAGAUUGGAAAAUCGAUGAACUUGAGCUUGCGAAGACUCGACAUGAGUACCUCGCCGGGUACCCCUUUCUACAGUAUUCCGUAAUGUUCCUGGGAGAUCAUCUUCGUGAGAGCCAGAUUAUCGAAGAAGGUAAUGUGGUUGGCAUGAAGCAGUUCUUCGAGGCAGAGUCCGUGCCAUUGCAGAACUGGGUGAAGGCUUACGAUCUUCUGAAGCGAUGGUCGCAUGGGAAGUACUCUGGCUUUUCCACGAGCACUAGCUUGCUCUUCGUGGCAGCUCGGCUCAAUCUCCCCUGGUUAGCCGACCGCGCAACCUCUUGGAAUCUGUCCAACUUCUCGCUUCCGGUCGCCGUUGCAGCGCCCGACACGUCUGGCUGGAGUGCGAUCCAUAUCGCCGCGGACUCCGAGGCCGUCGAGAUGAUCACCUGGCUUUUGCAAAAUGGUGCGAUCGUGGACGCUACCACCCUCGGGCUACUGCAUCCCGGUCGAACGGCGCUACACUUUGCGGCCGCGGAGCGCUCUGACGCGGGACCAAAGAUGGUGAAAGCACUACUCAAGGCCGGCGCCAGACCAAACAUCUUCACGAGAGGCGGAGGUAAUAGUGCCCUUCACUACGCCAUCGACGGUCGCUCUGUCGAGACGGUGAAUACGCUCCUCGCCCACUCCGCGGACCCAAAUGCAACAAACAGCUCCGGUAUCACUCCUCUGCACAAGGCCGCAGCUAUCCCGGGACUCGAAACACUCGUGGAAGCCCUCCUCAAAGGCGGCGCGGACCCCAAUCGCAAAUCCAGUGUCGGUAAGGGUCUUGCAAUCCGGGGUCUAGCGGCAUGGCGCACCUCCAAGACCCUCAUUGACACCUACCACGCUAUCAACACGGCACAGACCGCCCUCCACAUCGCUGUGAAAGUGAAGGACGCAGAACGCACCUUGGAGGUGCUCCUCAAAAACGGAGCCGACGCUAACAUUCGCGACAGUGUCGGCCAGACACCUCUCCACGUCGCGCUUGUCGGUAUGGACCGCGAAGUCAUGGCCAAGCUGCUCAUCGAUCAUGGGGUUGAUGUCAACGCCAAGGAUGAGGAGCAUCGGACACCAUUGCUUCUAUUUCUCCAGACCGUCGGGGCGAUAGCGCAUGAGUUGCGCUCCCAGGGCCAAGCCGAGCUACUGUUGUCGGACCUGGAUGGCCAGGCAUCAUGGGAGAGAACGGUGGAGCUGCUGCUCGAUGCCGGAGCCGACCCGCAGACAGAGUGCAAGAAUAAGGUCUCGCCGCUCAGCUUUGCAAAAAUGGCAUCAAUGAGCUGGGCGUCGGAGAUCAUUGAGCGGAGACAGAAGGUAGUGGUGAAGGAACCAGGCGUCGAGGCCCGAGAAAUCCACGAGCCUGAAGCCGUGGAUAUGCCGCAGCCGGAGUCGGAGCCGGAGAAGAAGGGAUUCUUGCAGAGUCAGGCAAGUAAGUAUAUUCCGAAGAAGCUGAAGUGGUAGUUUUUCGCUGCCCGUGUUUACAGGAUGCUAUCCUGGUGGGGUUCUCUUUCUAUCUAUACUUUUGUGGAUGGAUGUAGCAUAUCUAGUCUUGUCUAGCAGUUGAGGUAGUCCUAUCACCAAUUAUGCCUUAAUCAUUUUCGC
Messenger RNA from Aspergillus homomorphus CBS 101889, 3340 nucleotides. RefSeq names its product ankyrin repeat domain-containing protein. Gene Ontology annotation, biological process: positive regulation of transcription by RNA polymerase II. Lineage: Eukaryota; Fungi; Ascomycota; Eurotiomycetes; Eurotiales; Aspergillaceae. Bases 134 to 3199 code for a protein of 1021 amino acids. The record is from RefSeq and is a predicted model, not a curated record. Gene Ontology annotation, cellular component: nucleus. The transcript has 4 exons. Gene Ontology annotation, molecular function: transcription cis-regulatory region binding; protein binding.